Molecule: messenger RNA, 918 nt
Organism: Juglans regia (Persian walnut)
Lineage: Eukaryota; Viridiplantae; Streptophyta; Magnoliopsida; Fagales; Juglandaceae
Exons: 3
Coding region: 1-918 (305 amino acids)
Molecular function (GO): zinc ion binding; nucleic acid binding
Source: RefSeq, a predicted model, not a curated record
AUGACGGUACAUCAGUAUGCUGCUAGGUUUACUGAGUUAUCCCGUUUUGCCACUUAUUUGAUUCCCGAUGAGGAAAAGAAGGCACGCAAAUUUGAGCAAGGACUGAAUGAGAAACUGUAUGUGCGUGUGGUGGGUUUCCAGAUUCGGAACUUCUCAGAAUUGGUGAAUAAAGCAACAGUUUUUGAAAGAACCCUUCAAAGAAGUGCUGCAAUGCAUGAACAGAGGAAAAGGACUACUCCUACUGGGUACCAGUCUGGCAUGGACCAGGGACCAUGGAAAAGGAGGAGUGAAGGUAGUAGUUCAGGAAAAAGGCCGGUUCCGAGUAAUCAGCAGCCCUACCAGUGUAGGACAUGCAAUCAAGUGCACUUCGGAGAGUGUAGAAAAGGGGCGGGAUUGUGCUUUCGUUGUGGCAAAUCAGGACACUACAUCAGGGAUUGCCCAAUGCAAAAUAGGAGCAACCAGACGUUCAUACCGCCACCUCAGAGGAAUGAAGUAUCAGCCCAGGGCAGCAAUCAACGUCCUACUGCGCCUGCUCGAGUCUUUGCACUGACACCUGGAGAGGUUGAGGGUAGGAAUGACGUGAUCACUGAUGCUGAAAGGUUGAGGAACAAGUUAGUGGUUGCGACCCCAACAAGGAAUUCUGUAGUCUGUAGUGAGAUGUUACCUGGAUGCCCUCUUUCUAUAGAGGGAAGACUGAUGCCAGCAGAUUUAAUAGUUUUCCACAUGGUUGGGUUUGAUGUAAUUUUGGGUAUGGAUUGGCUGGCUUCCUACCACGCCAGUAUUGAUUGUGCUAAAAAGGAAGUGGUAUUCAGACCCCCUAAUGAAGGGAUUCCUAGCCUGUGUGGUAGAAGCACCAAAGGGGGAAGUGAUGUUGGAACAGAUACCUGUUGUGAGAGAUUAUCCAGAGGUCUUCCCUGA